Hibiscus syriacus is the source of this 1257-nucleotide messenger RNA. Its product is annotated as oxidation resistance protein 1-like. The coding region runs from base 145 to 1194 and encodes 349 amino acids. The transcript is spliced from 8 exons. Lineage: Eukaryota; Viridiplantae; Streptophyta; Magnoliopsida; Malvales; Malvaceae. The record is from RefSeq and is a predicted model, not a curated record.
UUUUCUUUUACUUUCCAGUCAUUUUCCUACCGAUAAAUCUUCAUUUAUCACUUAAAAUUCAUUCGAUUGUUUAAUUUCAUGAGCUAAACUCAAAACGAAAGUAUAUUCAACACUAAAUCAUUGGAGAAGGCGAAGAAAUUGAAAAUGUAUACACUGGAAGAUAAAGUAGCUGACAGUCUUUCACGUUUGUUUUCAGAUUCACCGAAUCAUUCUUCUCCAUCUGAUCCUUCUCAGGCCAGAUUUUAUUCCGAUGGAUCAAGCUCUCGGUCUUUGAUUUAUUCUUACAUCACCGCUGCCAUAAGCUUAGGUGGGUCUAAAUCGAAUGAUCAUGGAAGUCAUCUCGAGCAAAUUCAGUCGCAUCCUGUGAGAUGGAAAUGUAGGACAUUUGAGUUUCAAGAUGAAUCCUUGGAUAGCUAUAAAGACCACAAACUUACUUUUACAAAUGAAACCUUACCAAAGGCUCAUGAAAUUUCGAAACAUAGCGACAACAAGUGGAUUGUUAGUCCUCGAGGCAAGGAUAAGGACUGUCUCUACGAAAGGUGUAGCAGUGAUUCCGAUGAAUAUCAAGAUGCACAAGUUCAACGGUGUCCAGUGAAGACUCCAUUGAACCUUUAUGAUGAAUCAGUGUUUAUUACACCUGAUUUGUAUGAAUCCUUGGUGUUUUUACUUCCCAAUAUUGUUAAAGGGUGUCAAUGGAUGUUGUUGUAUAGUACGUUGAAACAUGGUAUAUCACUUCGCACACUUAUUCGUAAGAGUGCUGAGCUCCCUGGCCCUUCUUUGCUGAUUACUGGAGAUCUGAAAGGAGCAGUCUUCGGUGCAAUGCUAGAAUGCCCCUUGAAGCCUACCCCAAAGAGAAAAUAUCAAGGAACACAUCAGACAUUUGUAUUCACAACCAUAUAUGGUGAACCUAUUCUAUUUAGACCAACUGGUGCGAAUCGUUAUUACUAUAUAUGUUUGAAUGACUUGUUAGCACUUGGAGGCGGCAGCAACUUUGCUCUGUGCUUGGAUGCAGAUCUUUUGAGUGGAAGUAGCGGACCUUGUGAAACAUUCGGGAACUUGUGUUUGGCUCAUGACUGGGACUUUGAGCUAAACAACGUUGAGCUAUGGGGUUUCAAACAUGCAUCACCAUAUACGUCAAUUGAAAGCAACUGCAAGAGGUCUUUAGAUACUAAUACCUCAUUUGCAUGGUUCUAAGGUGUUUUCAAAGAUCGACUUGAAAAACGGAUACCACCAGAUCAGGUUGAGAGGUGGAGAAGA